UCGGAGCCAUGGAUUCGACGUUGAAAAAUUGCAUCAAUGGAUUGCUCACGGACAAUAGAACAUCGCUGAAUGGGUUCAAGCGCAAUGGGGAGCACCUCAAAGAAGUGAACCUGGGGUCGGGGGUGGAGAGGCCGAAAGUGAAACGUUUGCGCUUAACAAAAGAGAAGAGCGAGAGCAAUGAGAAGGAGCACUCUGAGCAAUCCUCCCAAUCGGACCGAAAGAAAGAGAUUGGGAGAAUCCCAAGGCCACCAUCCCAGCAACUUCUCAAGGACAAUUUCUACCAGGAUCGGCUUGGUACUGAGAAGCGAAAGGCUUCAGCCACAGGCACAUCUCAGAAGAGCAAAGAUGUGGAGGAGGAACCUCCACAACCACAGUAUUCCGUGUUCUCGCGUGACGAAGUGAGUCCCGGAAGAGUUGGACGUGGAUUGCAAAAUCUCGGCAACACGUGUUUUUUCAACAGCGUGCUGCAAGUCCUAGUGUACACUGGACCGUUGCAGAGGUUUCUGCUUUCCAAGCAGCACACGGCAGAAUGCAAACGCAAGCGAGGGAGCACUGUUUGUACUCUCUGCUUGCUGCAGGCGCAUGCUCUUAAAGUGUUUAACAGCAGCAAGGCACCAAUGAAGCCAGCGAAGCGCCUAUUGGAACACAUCCCGCAGAUUGCCAGCAGCUACAAAGCCGGGCGUCAAGAGGAUGCCCAUGAGUGCUUGAUCCAUUUUCUGGAUUCGUGCCACAAAUCUCUGCUGAAACCAGCAGCGCAGCAACCAGUUCCAAUGCCAGUGCAACAGACCACUUCCAUAUGCCAGCUUUUCGGUGGAUCUUUGCGAUCUCAGGUGUUGUGCCUGAAGUGCAAACAUCCGUCGAACACUUUCGAUCCUUUCAUGGACAUCAGCCUCGAGGUAAAAAAUGCUUCAACCCUGGAAAAGGCCCUGGAUGCUUUCACGAAGAGUGAACAGCUCAGUGGUGCCAACAAAUACCAGUGCAAGAAAUGUCAACAGAAGGUUGAUGCCACCAAGAUGUUUUCAAUUCACACAGCACCACCAGUGCUGAGCUUUCAACUCAAGCGCUUUGACUUUCUCCACGGUUGUAGUGGUAAGCUGAACAAGAAGGUGCAGUUUCCAGUGUCGUUGAACAUAGCCCCGUACACCAGCCAUAAAGAUAGAGAGGCAAAGUACAACCUGUACGGUCUAGUGGUGCACUGUGGGUCAUCCGCCAAAAGCGGGCACUACAUAACAUACGCCAAGCACAAUGGCGUUUGGCACUGCUUCAAUGACCAGGACGUGAGACAAGUCACGGAGCAACAAGUUCUACAAGCGGAGGCUGGAAGAUAUCGGCUUUUGUCAGGUUGGUGCCAGUUGAUGUUCUCGCCAGUUGCUUGUGAUGCUACACACGCGUCACCUGAGCUACCUGUAAGCUAAGCAGGUUCGUGGCCGUGUUUGGCCUACAGGGUAUACGCCUGUACCCCCUGCUAGGGAAAA
Messenger RNA from Cladocopium goreaui, 1475 nucleotides. The record is from the annotation of a GenBank genome assembly. Lineage: Eukaryota; Dinophyceae; Suessiales; Symbiodiniaceae.